Bolinopsis microptera is the source of this 6532-nucleotide messenger RNA. Its product is annotated as mediator of RNA polymerase II transcription subunit 23-like. NCBI's taxonomy places the organism in Eukaryota, Metazoa, Ctenophora, Tentaculata, Lobata, Bolinopsidae. Gene Ontology annotation, cellular component: mediator complex; transcription regulator complex. Bases 433 to 6468 code for a protein of 2011 amino acids. The transcript is spliced from 3 exons. Gene Ontology annotation, biological process: positive regulation of gene expression; regulation of transcription by RNA polymerase II. The record is from RefSeq and is a predicted model, not a curated record.
AUUUACUUUGUCAUCUUUUCUUCUCUUGCAGUAAACCAGUUGUAAAUUCGUGAUUUAAAAUGAUGCUUUUAUUUAACCAUUAAAAUAGCUUUGGUUAGUUUGAUAAUUCAUGAACAAUCAAGACAUGAUCGAUAAAUUACUGCCACAUCGAAAUAAAAUAAAAAAAGAUGUCUACUAUCUAGUGUGCACUUAAUUUAUGGCAAUUAUUUUCAUAUUUAUACAUUUAAUCUGCCACUUUCAUUUACCUUGUAACCUUCAGCAAUUUAUCACUUAUAACUAUACUCCAUUUAGCAAGUGACCACCUCAUAGCUACUGAUUAACACGACUAAAGAAACAUUUUUGGAAUAACAGAGAUAAUCAUGGCUUGUUAAUUUUGUUCCGCAAUGUUGAUUUCAAAUAGUGUAUGGUUCAAUUCCUCUUUGCUACAAAGCAAUGAACGACAAGUUACAACUUGCUGCCAAAAUGAGUCAGCCAGCGGCCAAUGGCCACCAUGGAGAUCGAGAUAACACUUCAAGCCAUCCACGUGGAGGUAAAAACAGUCAAAAAGGGAACAGAGGGAAGCAAGCAGGAAAUAGAAACAGAGAGAAAGGAAAUACUGUCGAUCCAAUGGAAGGUGAUGACGGAACUGCAAGGCAACCUAAAGGACACAGGAACACAAAGAAAGGUCGGCUGAUGAAUGAUCUAGUAAAUUUCCAGUAUUACAGACCUGCUCCUGCAGAAUUCAACCAUCAGAAGACACGCAAGGCCACUGCAGAGUAUCAGAAAGAGGAUUACGUCCAUGUUUCCUGCCAAUUUGUGGUCGGUGAUGGUGAUUGGAAUGCUCUGACUAAAAUAGACAGCGUUGUAAACUGGAGUGAUGUUAUUCAGGUCCGUCUGCCCUGUGAAGAAUUGGCUUCUUGUCCUAUCUGCUUGUUUCCUCCCGUGUGCCCCCUAUCUCCGGUGUGUGGACAUGUCAUGUGUUAUUCCUGUGCUCUUAGGUUCUCUGACAACUGUCCUGGAGGAGAUUGCCCUAUCUGUCACAAACCUCUUAUCGUCUCUGACUUCAGACCCUUGAAAACGUACCCAAGAGUAAGCUAUAAGGUUGGAGAUGAAAUUGUUAUGAAGCUUGUGUUCAGGGAUCGUGACGGGAGGAUAGUGUGUCCUGCAGCUGAUGAUGAUGAUGUUGAGGCUAACUCCACUACGGAUAUUCCUGAUAUUUCAAAUGAUUGGGGUGUGAAGUUUAGCAAUGUUGUCACUGCAUCCCCUUCUCAAGUCUUACAGCAAGUUCUGAUGACUCAAGAAGAAGAGUUGAAGUCACAGCUUGUCAUGUUGGAAGACAAUGAUAAAGAGUGCGAACCAUUCAUUAUCAGAGCCCUUGAAGAACUGCUGGAUAAAAAAGAUAAAUGCUUUCAGGAAAUGGAGUCUUCACUGAAAAUAAGAUCAAAACCAAGCUCAGAAGAAAUUUGUGAGUCUUCUUGCAAGAAAGUUCACUUUUAUCAAUGUGCUGAUGGUCAGCCCAUCUUCAUUCACCCAUUAAACUCUAGGUGUUUGAUACAUGAGUAUGGAAGUAUUGAGGGUUCUAUCCCGGAGUUAACCUGUACUAUUGUUGCAAUGGAGCAUUACACGCAGUCUCCAGAACUGCGCUCCAGGUAUCGCUACUUCUCACACCUUCCGCUGGGCUGUCCAUUCAUUCUGUGCGAGGUUGAUGUUACACCAUUCAUUGGGGAGGAAACUUACCAACAUUUCAAAACCGAUAUCGAUCGCAGAUCUAAGGCUAGACGAGUUAAGGAACAGAAAGAAAAUGCAUACACCUCAAGGCUCAGCAAGAAACUAGCUGAAAAAGAGGUAACAUAUCAUUGCAGCGCUUAUCUUCCCAGAUACACUGAGGUUUCAAAACCUGCUGUGGAGCAUUUUAAGACUGCUGAAAGCUAUGAUAUGCUGGGAGGGUCUCCUUCUAGUCCUCCAACUGAUGCCCCUUUGUCUUUUGCUGAAAAGCUCCGUGCAGGGGCAUCUAAGUCUUCUCCAUGGAUGAAGUCAGUGUCCCCUGACUCUGAUCGUUUGAGGAUCAACUCAACUUCAAGUGAUAUCAGUAUGGACGGUGAAUCUGUUGCUCCCUCGUUCCAACACUCAUUCAGAGCUUCUCUCAAUGAUGCUUUUGCUUCUCUAGAUGUUGCUGAACCUGCUCCUUCUGUGCCUGGUCCAGCAGCUCGGGGAAAGAAGAAAAAGAAAAACAAGGGUAGAACAAUUUCCCUUACUGGUGGUGCUAGAAAGGCAGGGAUUGGGGAUAGGAAAUUCCGAUUAGCACUCAACAAUUUGUCUAAAUUCCCCAAUCGAUCAUGUGACUCUGGAAUCUCUGGAAUGCAAGUACCACCUCAACCCUCCCUUCCCUCAACCUCCCUCCCCUCCACCUCCCUUCCCUCCACCUCCACCCCUGCUCCUCCCAACCCUGACAACCUAAAGGACAAAAUCCUCACAACCCUCGGUGGUGAUGAUCCUGUUAUCAUGGCCUUCUCCAACCUCUCUCUAGACGACAUUAAAUCCAACGUUGACAAGCUGAUCCGGGAUGCUGUCCAUGACAAAUCUCCCGAGAUCCGGAAACAUGCCCUGCAGCAGAUCAACAUGACACUCCAGGAAGUGAACGUGAACCCGGCGAGAGUUAAGAUGUUGUUAGGGAUCCUCUCUAGAGCUGUGCAGGAUGGUGUGUUGAGCGGGAGAGAGGUGUGUGAGUGUCUUAAGGAGCUCCUUAACACUGAUAUUGAGAGUCUUUCCAUGGAGCUUCUUAACUUCUUUGACGUUCUGAUAGGGUGCACUGACCACAAGAUAUGUCAGGAAAUCUUCACAAACUGCCUCCAGGAAACCUCAAAACUUCCAUCUGUUCUCACUGGAAGUCACCACAGGAUCUCCAACAAGAUAAACGCCAUGCUGAUGAAGCUGCUUGAUCGUGAUAACCUGGUAAUGCCACCUAUCUGCUCCUACUGUGAUAUCAUGAUUGCGUUCAACAAACCCAAUGUGUUCCCUCACUGGAGUGUCUCUGAGCUUCUCAACGAUUACGUCUCCACCUUCAACUGUCUCACUGAUCUUAUGACUAUAGAAAACACAGAACAUUUCCGACCCGUCAUUAGACACAGUUUCCACACUCCAACAGGGUGGAAACUCGACCAAACCCUCCUCAGCUUCCACACUGUAAACCCCUCCUACUUCAUCCUACAGUUCUCAGGUCCCUACUCCAAACCUCAGACCGACCUGAUGUUGUACACUCUGAAACAAGUCUCGUGUAGGGACUUUGUGGUGAACACCAUGCUGCAGUUGAGACAGGGAAAGGGUACGAUAUGUCCCGUGUUGGAGACGGUUUUCAUGAAAUUGUUGAAGCAGACCGCUGCAGCUUCAGAGAAGGAUCAUGAUUUGAAUAAGAUGAAGGUGUGGGAACGUUUUGGUGGUGAGCUUUCCUCGCUGAUAUUCUGUAGUUCCAUUCAUAUUAAGGAUAUAACUGAGGCUCUACUGAAGGAACUCAAGGAACCUGCAACCUUUUCAUCCCUCCAGCAACACCGUGAUUUUCUCAUGUGGAUACUUCACCGGUGCUUCAGCUUUUGCCUAAAAAUAGUUCGCAUUCCCAAGAAAGAUUUCCUGUUUAUCGGUGACAUCAUCAAGCUCUUGUACCCAGAACUAGCACCUCUACCAGUCCCAGAUCGUAACUCCCCACUCUGUGUGGUCUACUUGUCUGCAGCUAGUUUGUGGGCUGUGUUUGGAACCCGCUCUGUUGACAACCCCGGUCUCCAGGACUCACCUCCACUUGCUCUCAUCGAGCAGCUCAACUUCCUCCACAUGCCCCAGCUCAAUCAACAUCAGUUCUCCACAUCAGACUAUUCAGUGUGUGUCAGUUUAAACCAUAUCAACAACUUUGUCCCGUCCUUCUCCAACACCUCUGAAGCGUACUCCCGGCCCCUGAGAUUCCUCAUGGAGAGCGUAUACAUGGCCCAACAAACUACAGUACUCCCUGGCAACGUGCAGGUUGUAGCUGCCCUGACUCCCAUACCACUAGACAUCCUGGACAUGCUGACCGCUCAUGCUAAACUCAACUUCAUCGUCACCAUCACCAACCACAUCACCAAGAUGGCAGAUCCACACGAUCAGAUGACUCAGUCCUCCACCGCCUACCUAGCUCCAGCACUCCUGGAGACCUUCUCCAGGUUACUCUGCUACACAGAGAUUGAUUCUAACAGCCUCAAAAUGAUGAUGACUCUGAUCCACCAGGUGUCCAAUUACCAUGCCUUUGGUAUCCUCUGCAGUCUGAUGGAAAUGUUCAUACACAGGAUGCAGUUUGUAAAGCAGACCAACCACCGGAUGACCAUGCUAACACACUUCCAAACCUUGUACGUUCUGUUCACACAGCGUGCAGGGAACCAUCCCCAGAUGCUCUACAUGUUAGAAUCCUUCACCAUGCGUCUCCUCCCUCUCCUCAACUACCAAGACCACACUCGUAUCAGUUCCUCUCCUUCAGGUAUAAAGAUCCUCUCCACCAGUGUGGAGGAGCUUAACAAACUGUUCAUCCUCUCUGCUGCACGUAACGCUGUUGUGUCCGGUAACAAAGCAGCGACUAACAGCUGGUUGAAACCCUUUAUGGAGUACAUGAUACAGUGUACACCCGCAGUACGAGAGUGGAGUCCCUACACUCUCACCUACUUCCCCCAAUCUUUCAAGGGUUAUGUUGGCUCUGAGGUGCCGGUUGUGUAUCCUGCUAAAAACCUGGCAAUGAUGGUGACGGAGGAGAUUACUAGGACCAUGCAGGCAGGGGCGAAGCAUGAUUUCGUUAAGUAUUACAAGGAGUCGGAUCACAAUGAGAUAUUUCUUUGUAUUUUGUUGAGGAAAGUUAUUGAUAGUGACACGUUGCCGAACUAUGCACUUAAAGUAACCCAGAACUGGACUCCUGCUGCUCUCAAAAACCAGAUACGAAACAUGAUAGAUUUCAUCGUGUUGGAAGUGAAGAACAACAAGGGGACCUCUCAGAACAUUUUCAACAAGAUUGCCAACGCUGUGAAUGACUUUGUCUUCAGACAUCACAUGAUGCCGUUUGACACUCUGAUCUUUAUCUUGGCUCUUCGCAAGUACAGUGACCAAGAUGCCAACAUCUCCCUCUACCUCAUCCACAAUCUCCUUGUUGGGAAGACUCAGUUCAGUGCCCGCUGUGCUGACUUUGUUCAGCAUGCUUCUCCAGAUUACUGGCGUUCCAUCGAUUGGAGUCACGUGCACAGUGCAUACCACAACAAAUUCCCCGAACACCAGUACUGGAUGAAGAAGGAUAACUUCGCAGAGCGUGGCUCCGGAUCCUUUAUUCUGCCCACUUAUUACAGUAAUCUCUGUCUCAGGUUCUUGCCCAUCUUGGAUGUUGUCAUCCACAGGUUGAUCGAGCUGCCGCCCAAAAAUUGCCGAAAAUGGUUGGUAGAAAUCCUGCGUGUGUACUCCAGACUAUUUGCAUACCAUGAUUCUCCCAUCACAUUUCUGCAUGAUACUCUCUUCUACUAUGAUGUCAUGCUGGCUACAGAGUUUGAUUUCGAAAAACGGGUCCUUGUUCGGUCAUAUCUGGAGCAUCUGACCUGUAAACCAAUGGAGUUCCUGUCACCCCAGUUUAUUAAAUAUCUGAAUGCUGGGGAAAAUGAUCCCCAAAACUGGUCGCCUUCCCCUGGCUAUUUCUUAGAACUUGUAAAUAACAUGAACGAUGUUGUUAAGUCCAGUGAUGGGCCAGAAUUCUCCCAUAUUGACUGGAGGUUCAACGAGUUUGGUAACCCAGUCUGCAUGAUGCUUUACCUUGUUUCUAUCGAGCUAAUGUGUAUCCCACUUCCUGCCACCAAGAUGUCAGCUGAGUAUUUGGCGGAACACCGGAUUAACAUAGGUAGUAAACUAGUGGAUAUAGUCCUGAAUAACAAUACGGGCCACCUACCUGAACUGUGUAACACACUCGGUAUUUUGCUGUCUGCGCUGCCUGUUUCCUUCUCCAAGGCAGUUUAUAGGAAAAUAGUUGAGAUUCUUCGGGAUGGUUCCAAUUUCUAUGAAGUUGAGGGUAAUAUAGGUGGGGUUUUGUGGAACAAUAAAGCGCAAAACGUCUUGAUCCUCGUCCAUUCGUUCUUCCAGCACUGUAAAACGGACAAAAUAGGCUUCCUCCCCGAAUUUAUCACCCAAAACUUGAACUUGUUCACGACAGAAUCCCACGUGGUGUACAUAUUGAAACUGGUAUCACCCUUUCUCUGCCACCUCUUCAGGAGUCCCUCUGUAAGAAACCAAACUCUUUGUUCCUUGUAUCAGGUCAUGAUAAACUUGUUGAGCGACAACACAGUUACCAAUCCUGACCUGUUUGUUGACUACAUGUAUUAUAUCAAGUACAUUUACGCUGGUGCCGAGUUUAAACCGUUGAUUGAGAAACAUUUACCCACUUUACCGGCCGAUAUUUCAUCGAAACUAAAGUUUUUGGUGAUCGGCACUGAUUCCACGUCGUAAUUAUAUUAAUAUUUGUUAAUAAAUGUAUAUUUUAUGAUUGAAUUAUGUUGAAAUUUCAGAUGUA